AUGAGUUUUGGUAACAUGAAUAAUAAUCAGGGCGACUACGGAAAUAUAUCAUUGCCUCUAGCAGGCCUACCGCCGCAUUCGAUACCUCCCGAGUCUAGCUCUAUGAGCCCUACAAGUAAUACACCUUUACUUCCUGCUCAAACAGGUAGACCUCCAGCAAAUGAAUUUGUGCGCAAACUAUACACAAUUUUGGAAAAGAAUGCAUAUCCAGACAUCGUUCGUUGGACAGAAAACGGUGACACUUUUGUUGUUCUAGAUACAGGGAAGUUCACGGAAGAUAUUCUACCAAAUCAUUUCAAACAUUCUAAUUUUGCAAGUUUUGUUCGUCAGUUGAACAAGUAUGAUUUUCAUAAGAUUAAGAAGAAGGUCACUGACGUGGAAAGAAGUUGGGAAUUUAAGCAUCCAUCAUUUAGAAGACAUUUUGACGAAGGAUUAGACAACAUCAAGAGGAAACCCACCACCUCCAAACGACUACCGAUGGAUGAUGAUGCGUUGACCGGAGGUGGUGCAUCAAUCUCAUUACAGGCACAAACUGAAUACAUUCUUAAUAAUACUGUUAAAAAAGACAACUUUAAUAAGUUAAAAAAGAAUUUUGAUGAUAUACGAUCAGAAUUAGACGAAGUAAAGAUGGAUAAUGCGAACUAUAGGGCGGAGCUUCAAACGUUGGGUUCAAAAUAUAAUGCGAUGGUUGAAAGUUUACUUACCUUUAGAACUGUUUAUGAAAAUUUAAUUGGUAACUUUCAAACAUUAUGCACAUCAUUGAACGAAAAAGGAAUUCAGGUACCAACAAAUUUAUUUGAAGCGACACAUAUAAAUGGACACAGUCACGUUUACUCUCCAAAUAAUGCCAACGCUGCUAUGAAUAUGAUGAAUGGAUUACCUACCAAAUCAGUUGCUGGUGGAACAAACUCAGCUAACAUACCAUCCAUUCAAGCUAUUUUAUCGAACGGUUCAGCACCCACUCAACAACAAAAGCCUCCUAUUCAAUCCCCAACAGGUUCUGUCAUCGGACCAGCAUUGCCCCUGUUGUCCACUCCAACCUUGCCAUUGGCAACCAAUGGUCCUCAAGCCGCAAUGCGUGCAUCAAUCAAGCUUGAGAAUGAACCGAACAAUGAAGCACAGGCUGUCUUGAGGCCGGGAUUUCAUGUCUUGUUGGUGGAGGAUGAUGCGGUAUCAAUUCGACUGUGCUCUAAGUUUUUGAGAAAAUAUGGGUGUACUGUGGAAGUUGUUACCGAUGGACUUUCAGCUAUCUCAACUCUAGAGAAAUUUAGGUACGAUUUGGUUUUGAUGGAUAUUGUAAUGCCCAAUUUGGACGGUGCCACGGCUACGUCAAUUAUUAGAAACUUUGAUAAUCAAACACCAAUUAUUGCUAUGACUGGUAAUAUUGAGGAUCAAGAUCUAAUUACAUACCUUCAGCAUGGCAUGAAUGACAUACUGGCAAAACCAUUUACAAAGGACGACCUGCACUCAAUGUUAAUAAGAUAUCUAAAGGAUAGAAUACCGUUACGUGAUCAGCAAAAGGUACAGGGAACUCCAGGCGAUGAUGGACAACGGAUGAGUAUUUCAACCGCACAUGACCCGUCUACAAAUGUUAAAACGCCUGCUUCCACACAUCCUGCACAAUCGGGUGCGGGACGUCAUCAAUCACCUCAUGACUUAACACAUCGAUCGCCUAAUGUUCAGCUGCAAACGUCACAGAUGCAAAUCGAUCAGUUUCGGGACCAACAAAAGAAUAUCCAACCUAUAAAUACAAUGAACCCGCAAGAUGCUCUUGUCCCCGAUCAGGACGUAAUAAAUGAUGAACCUAUGCUCAAGAAACAAAGAUUGUAA
Messenger RNA from Naumovozyma castellii, 1830 nucleotides. RefSeq names its product kinase-regulated stress-responsive transcription factor SKN7 (gene SKN7). The coding region runs from base 1 to 1830 and encodes 609 amino acids. The transcript has a single exon. Lineage: Eukaryota; Fungi; Ascomycota; Saccharomycetes; Saccharomycetales; Saccharomycetaceae. The record is from RefSeq and is a predicted model, not a curated record.